CUUCGGGGCCAUGGAGAAGGCGCGGCCGCUGUGGACCAACCCGCUGCAGUUCGUGUUCGCCUGCAUCUCGUUCGCGGUGGGCCUGGGCAACGUGUGGCGCUUCCCCUACCUGUGCCAGAUGCACGGCGGAGGCAGUUUCCUGGUGCCCUACGUCGUCAUGCUCGUCGUGGAGGGGAUGCCACUCCUGUACCUGGAGCUGGCGGUGGGCCAGCACAUGCGGCGGGGCAGCGUCGGGGCCUGGACGGCCAUCAGCCCCUACCUCAGCGGUGUUGGUGUCGCUAGCGUGGUGGUCUCCUUCUUUCUCUCCAUGUACUACAACAUCAUCAAUGCCUGGGCCUUCUGGUACCUCUUCCACUCCUUCCAGGAUCCCCUGCCCUGGUCGGUCUGCCCGCUGAACAGCAACCGCACGGGCUAUGAGGAGGAGUGUGAGAAGGCCUCGUCCACGCAGUACUUCUGGUUCAGGAAGACCCUCAACAUCUCACCAUCCAUCCAGGAGAAUGGGGGCAUGCGGUGGGAGCCGGCACUGUGCCUCGUCCUGGCCUGGCUCGUGGUGUACCUGUGCAUCCUGCGGGGCACCGAGUCAACCGGCAAGGUGGUGUACUUGACUGCGUCGCUGCCCUACUGCGUGCUCCUCAUCUACCUGGUCAGGGGCCUCACGCUCCAUGGAGCCACCAACGGCCUGGCAUACAUGUUCACUCCCAAGACGGAGCAGCUGACCAACCCCAAGGCCUGGGUCGAUGCAGCCACGCAGAUCUUCUUCUCUCUCGGCCUGGGGUUUGGCAGCCUGAUCGCCUUUGCCAGCUACAGCGAGCCCUCCACCGACUGCCAGAAGCACGCCUUCACCGUGUCCCUCGUCAACAGCGCCACCUCCAUAUUCGCCAGCAUCGUGACCUUCUCCAUCUACGGCUUCAAGGCCACCUUCAACUAUGAAAACUGCUUGAACAAGAUGAUUCUGCUGCUGACCAAUUCAUUUGACCUUGAAGAUGGCUUUUUGACAGCCAGCAACCUGGAGCAAAUGAAGGGCUACCUCGCGUCUGCUUUCCCCAGCAAAUACAGCGAGGUGUUCCCACAAAUUAAAAACUGCAGCUUGGAAUCAGAGCUGGACACGGCAGUCCAGGGCACUGGCCUGGUCUUCAUCGUCUACACAGAGGCCAUUAAAAACAUGGAAGUGCCCCAGAUGUGGUCUGUGCUCUACUUCUUCAUGCUGCUGAUGCUGGGCAUUGGGAGCAUGCUGGGGAACACAGCGGCCAUUCUCACCCCUCUGACCGACAGCAAGGUCAUUUCCAGCCACCUGCCCAAGGAGGCCAUCUCAGGUUUGGUGUGCCUCGUCAACUGUGCCAUCGGCCUGGUGUUCACCAUGGAGGCCGGCAACUACUGGUUCGACAUAUUCAACGACUACGCCGCCACCCUGUCCCUGCUGCUCAUCGUCCUGGUGGAGUCGGUGGCCGUGUGUUACGUGUAUGGGCUGAGGAGAUUUGAAAGUGACCUUAAGGCCAUGACUGGCCGCACUCUGAACUGGUACUGGAAGACCAUGUGGGCCGGCGUGAGCCCCGUGCUCAUCAUCAGCCUCUUUGUCUUCUACCUGAGCGACUACAUCCUCACGGGCACCCUGCAGUACCAAGCUUGGGACGCCUCCCAGGGCCAGCUUGUGACCAAGGAUUACCCCACGUAUGCGCUGGCUGCCAUUGGGCUGCUUGUGGCCUCCUCCACCAUGUGCAUCCCCCUGGUGGCCCUGGGAACGUUCGCCAUGCGCUGCCUCAAGAGGGGACACACGGCCUCCAUAGCCUGAGGACUGGGCUUCCCAGACAAUGCAGUCUGCUGCUCACUGUUUUAUGGCUACUAUUUGGAGGUGGAACCUCAUCAGCUGCUUCUUAAAACACUUAACUCCCGAUGUGCUCACCCAUCAUCUUCCUGAGUCUAUGCAGAAGUUGGGACAGCGCGGAGGAAGGAGAUGCCCUGACAGAAGGCACAGCCCUCUCAUGAAGCGGCCCUUUCUUCCUCUGCCUCCCCUCAAGGUAGCACUGUGCUACCUGCUUGUCACCAAAGAGGCUGGCUUUUCAAAGCCUCUCUUGAAUACUAGAGGGCAAUCAUUUUCAGAUCAGUUUGAAAGGUUUUCUAAGUGCCUAAGAUGACGUAUCGGAAUGUCACUGGUGAACAAUCAGCUUUUUUGAGUUGCGGUGAAUGGGCAGUUGCUGUGUGCUCCUCCUUCCCUAAGAGGAUCAACUGGUCAUAAGAAAGGCGGCCUUUGGGUACGAGAAAGAAAGCCUUAAUUCCCUUACCAAGGGGAUCACUCUUUUCUAAACGGAGGUCUUUCAUGGUGGGUCCAGGACUAGUCCUCUUACAAAAAUUGCCCCAAAUAGUUUGCAACUCCCUGUGGCACAGUUAGGCACGGAGUUGGUGCGGGCACCCCUGCCCCGAGAGCUCAGUGCUUCGCAGAAGGUGCUAGAGCCACAGUGAGGAUGACAGUGAAUCUGAUUACCCGCGGACUUAAUGUUAUAUUUGGACAUGAUGGUAAUUCUUUACAGGAAAGACCAUGAACAUUACUUACAAUUUUAAAUUAUUUAUCUGUACAUAAGUUUUCUAAAAUGUAUAUAAUUCAAACACAGCACCUUAUAACUGAAGACACCAUAUUUAUGAUACAGCACUAGCCCACCAUGCAAAUAUCUUUUUUUUUGUAAUAAUAAGUAGGUCAAGGUUAUCCCUUAAGUGAGAGGGUCCCUUCCCACUCUAACAUUCUGUGCUUCACUUGAGAUCGUGGAAUCUAUGGAGGUGUCUUUGGGUAGGUAUGUACAGACAUCGUUGGAGACACUCAAUCACUCACUUGGGACACCAGCUGGAGAUUUUUUUGGCUUUUACCUCUCAUAACACAAGAUUUUCCCCCAUUAUGUAAACAUACAGGCUAAUUUUUGAAAAAAAAAAUAGAAAAUAAAAAGGAGAAUCCAU
Manis javanica (Malayan pangolin) is the source of this 2943-nucleotide messenger RNA. It is a transcript of the gene SLC6A20, whose product is annotated as solute carrier family 6 member 20. Gene Ontology annotation, cellular component: apical plasma membrane; plasma membrane. Gene Ontology annotation, molecular function: proline:sodium symporter activity; L-proline transmembrane transporter activity. The record is from RefSeq and is a predicted model, not a curated record. Gene Ontology annotation, biological process: L-proline import across plasma membrane; sodium ion transmembrane transport; glycine transport. Lineage: Eukaryota; Metazoa; Chordata; Mammalia; Pholidota; Manidae.